AUGGCCGCUCAAGCAGCACCAAACGACCGAACUCCCCUCCUCGACGACACGGAACGUCGUGAGAACAUCAACGAUGACUCCGAGUCCAACUCUGAUAACGGCCACUCCCCUUCAUCAGGCGGAUCGAACCGACUGCGUGAGGUUCUCCUCUUCGUCUGGGCCCUGUUAGCGACUGCUGCCGUGAUCGUCCUCGCGGUGUGGAGCCAGCAUAACCGCCAGACGGGACAUGGAACUGGUCCGACGCCGGAAAAGCGAAACCUCAUCUUCAUGGUCUCCGACGGCAUGGGCCCUGCUUCCUUGUCCCUGACGCGAAGCUUCCGUCAGCACGUCGAGGGUCUUUCCGAGGAUGACACUCUGACGCUUGACAAGCACUUUUGGGGCACCAGCCGCACGCGCUCCUCCAACUCGCUCGUCACCGACAGCGCCGCCGGUGCCACGGCCUUCUCGUGCGGCAAGAAGAGCUACAACGGCGCCAUCUCCAUCACGCCCGAGUACGAGCCCUGCGGCACCGUUCUCGAGGCUGCCAAGAGGGCCGGCUAUGCGACGGGGCUGGUCGUGACCACCGACAUCACCGACGCCACGCCUGCCUGCUUCGCCAGCCAUGUUCUGACCCGCGCCAUGAACGAUGACAUUGCCCUGCAGGAGGUUGGCGAUGGCCCCCUCGGGCGUGUUGUCGACCUGAUGCUUGGCGGUGGCCGCUGCCAUUUCCUGCCCAACGGCACCGCCGACAGCUGUCGCCUAGACGAAACCGAUGUUGUCAAGAUCGCACAGGAGAAGUACAACUGGACGUAUGCGAGCGACCGAGCGGGAUUCGACGCCCUCAAGCUUGGCGAGAACGUUCAGCUGCCGGCCCUUGGCUUGUUUGCCCACUACAAUGUUCCCUUUGAGAUUGACCGCCGCAACCUCGACCACAUUUACCCCAGCUUGACCGAGAUGACCCACACUGCGCUCCGCGCGCUGGAGAAAGAGACGGAGCACAGCGACCACGGCUUCUUCCUCAUGAUUGAAGGCAGCAGGAUUGACCACGCCGGACACAUCAACGAUCCCGCGGCUCAGGUCCACGAGGUUCUGCAGUACGAUGCUGCCUUCCAGGCCGUGCUUGACUUUAUCGAGAAGAGCGAAACCGAAACAAUUCUGGUGGCCACGAGCGAUCACGAGACAGGCGGUCUCGGUACUGCUUUACAGGAGCCUGGACACCUUCCCGUCUAUAACUGGUUCCCCCGCGCCCUUGCCAAGGCCAAUGCUUCGUCCGAGUUCCUGUCCCUGCAGCUUGCCAAGCACAUUGCCGAGAACCCGGGCGAGCACAAGGGAAAUCUCAGGAGCUGGGUCAACGAGACGCUCAUCUACGGCGGUCUCGGCAUCACAGACGUGCACCCUGAAGAGCUCGACACUCUCGUUGAGGCGCCCCUUGCCGCGAUCACAACCUUCGCUGCCAUCAUCAGCCUGCGUGCGCACGUGGGCUGGAGCACGCACGGACAUACGGCCGUCGAUGUCAACAUUUACAGCUCGGGUGGGCGCGACACGGAAAAGAUCCGCGGGAACGUCGAGAACACGGACGUUGGCAAGUUCCUGCGUGACUGGCUCGACCUCGACGUCGCGCCCAUUACCGAAGAGCUCAAGUCCAAGCUCGGCAAGGUGAAUAGGAACGAUCUCGCGGCCAUGGAUGCCGUUUCGGGUAGGCCCGCAGAGGCGGCGGCCGCGGGCGAGGUGCCACAACAUUGGAUGGAACAGCAUAUGCGCGAGGUGGCGGCGAUCUAA
Molecule: messenger RNA, 1758 nt
Organism: Verticillium nonalfalfae
Lineage: Eukaryota; Fungi; Ascomycota; Sordariomycetes; Glomerellales; Plectosphaerellaceae
Gene: PHO8
Product: vacuolar alkaline phosphatase
Exons: 3
Coding region: 1-1758 (585 amino acids)
Biological process (GO): dephosphorylation
Cellular component (GO): fungal-type vacuole membrane
Molecular function (GO): alkaline phosphatase activity
Source: RefSeq, a predicted model, not a curated record